CCUGCACGCACACAGUUUAUGGCCUUGCGUCAAAACUCUUUGGUUGUGAUGAGAGCUGGACGUUUGAAUAUUUGGAGAACCUGAGUGUAAACCGUAGCAGAAAAUUCUUCUUCAAAAUAAUGUAGGAACACGGUCUGUCUUUUUGGUUCCAGGACAGCUGUCUCUUAAUUUUAGAGGAAAGAAGCUGAUGUGAAUAUCAGAUGCUGUUGCUUCCUCAUUCUGCCUCAAGCUGCUGUCUCAAAGUUUUUUGUUGCCAUGGUGAAGUUUGUUUGGACAUUUUAAAAGCUGUGCUUUUAUAAACAACCUGGACCCAUCUCUGAUCAUCAGUUCGGUUGCGUUUGAAGAAAAUCUGGAUCUGCGCUAAGUGGAACUGGACCUGAAAUGAAACCUGGUAUCAGUGCUGUCUGUGCAUCUGCGUCUCUGCCAGGAACCUAUUGAUUAGACAGAGCAAAACCAACGCUGUUGUUGUCAUGUGCGUACUCACUGAGAGCUGUUUACAGACAGCUGUGAGUCAGUGAACGGCACUGAAGUAACUCAUUCAAUCAGCUUGCUUUUGGACAAACUAAAAGCUCUUAGCUGUUUGUGAUUUAAUUGGUGCGCCAUUACAUUACCAGACUGUGGCCUGACAGAUUGUUUAAAAGGGAGUCGUAUUUAUUGCUUAGAAAAAGCAGUGAUAAGAUCGGAAAAAAUGAAAUGAAACUUUUUAGUUCCCAAAUGAAGCUUUCGACAUGGUAGGUUUGUUCAGCAGUGCCGUCCAUCUCAAAGGUCAGCUGCGUUUUUCAGCUUUAAGUUAGAAAGGUACUAAAAUGGAUACAAUAUAACACAGAAGAUGAUGUGGAAGAAGGGAGGCUUUGACCAAGAGACUGAAACCAAACUGACUGGGAUGCUCUCGAAAGAGGACUGGUGUUGGAGAAAGCAGCUCUGAGGAUGUACAGAAAGUUGACAUUGUGCUUUGAACUGACGCUUGAGAAGAUCCACUGGACAAUCUAUUCGACUGCUCAGACACACUUUGAUCUCUGAACCAACUUCUGUGUUUCCUGUCUCUGAAAAAGAGAGAAAGAAAGAUACUGAGGAAAAUCCAGAGUGGGAUCUUUAUGGAACUAUUUGGAAUUCAGCGAUGAAAUAUUUGGAAUAUCGAGUGCAGUGUUUUGGGAACCAACUUUGAGUUAGUCUGGAGUGCAUUUAAAUUGAUUCACAUUUUAUUAUUACUAAUAUUUUUCAGUAUUUGACUUUUUGUAUUUGAGUUUUUGAUUUUCUGAAUCACAUUAUUACCGAAUGUUUUUUGUCUUUUACAAUGAAUGUUAAAAUGAAAUGAUUGUGUGUGAAGGUGCAGAGAGAGAUGUGGACAUUUAAAGGAGCGUUUGUCCCAAUUUGACUCUUUUGAGGAAUUGUGAGCAGCACCACAGGAUUCUGUUCUGCUUUCAGACCGCUGGCCUCGGCAGCUGCAGCUGCAGCUGGCACAAUGAAACUUGCAUGUGCGAGUGCAUUGUUGAUAAUUUACCCUUCCAGUGCUAAAAACUGCUUGACCAGUGACAUGCUCUCUGUCUGACUUACUGGGACGUGGGGCCGAUCACAGGGGCUGCCAUGGAAGUCAGUAGUACAUUUGACAACAUGACUGCACUGACACAUGAUAGGCCAGUGCAAACAUCCUCAUUCUGCCAACAAUUUGCAUCUGUUGAUGGGGCAGGAAAUUAUGAUGUUGUGAAUAAUGUUGUCAUUCCGACCCCAGGAGCACCAGACCCCAGGGCCCAGAAUUCUUUGCGGCAGAGCUGGGAAAUGAACUACCAGGAAGCAGCAAUAUACCUGCAGGAGGGAGAGAAUAACGACAAGUUUUUCACUCAUCCGCGAAAUGCCCAUGCGCUCAGUGCCUACCUGUUUGCUCACAAUCACCUUUUCUAUGUGAUGGAGCUGCUGACUGCGGUGUUACUCAUGCUUCUGUCUCUCUCAGAGGCCCCUGCCGUCCCCUUUCUCCGCUUGGAUGUCUAUGUUCAUGCGACGCUGGAGUUACUGGCAUUGGUAAUGGUGGCUUUUGAGUUAUGUAUGAAGCUCAGAUGGCUUGGCUUUCACACUUUUAUACGACAUAAGAGGACCAUGGUAAAGACAUGUGUCCUGUUUAUUCAAUUCAUCGAGGCAAUUGUGGUCUUAGUCCGGCAGACAUCUCACCUGCGUGUAACAAGAGCCCUGCGGCCAAUCUUUUUGGUGGACUGCCGUUACUGUGGAGCUGUUCGCAGAAACCUGAGGCAGAUAUUUCAGUCUCUUCCUCCCUUCAUUGAUAUUCUUCUGCUGCUGCUUUUCUUCAUGGUCAUCUUUGCCAUCCUAGGAUUCUGUUUGUUCUCAGCCAACACAGCCGACCCUUAUUUCAGCACACUCGAAAACAGCAUUGUGAGUCUGUUUGUCCUUCUGACCACUGCAAAUUUUCCAGAUGUGAUGAUGCCAGCGUAUUCAAGGAAUCGUUGGUCAUGCAUUUUCUUCAUUGUGUAUCUGUCCAUCGAGCUCUACUUCAUCAUGAAUCUGCUCCUGGCGGUAGUUUUUGACACCUUUAAUGGAGUCGAGAAGAUGAAAUUCAAAUCUCUUCUUCUACACAAGCGGUCUGCCAUAGAGCACGCCUUCAAGCUGCUGGUUAGUCGGCAGAGGCCAGAUGGAGUGUGUUUAAAACAGUUCGAUGGACUGAUGCGAUUCUAUCGUCCACGAAUGACUGCACGAGAUCGUUUCCUCACAUUCAAAGCUCUCAACCAUUCAGGUGCAACCAUGCUGAGUCUCCAGGACUUUUAUAAGUUUUAUGAAGUGAUCGGGCUCAAAUGGAAGGCUCGACGGAGUGGGGAGCACUGGUUUGAUGAUCUUCCUCGUACUGCAUUCCUCAUCUUCAAAGGAAUCAAUUUACUUGUGAAAUCCAAAGCUUUCCAAUAUGCAAUGUAUCUGGUAGUAGCAAUUAAUGGCAUCUGGAUCCUAGUGGAGACAAACAUGUUACAUGUUGGUGUCUCGUGGACUCAUGUUGUCCCAUGGAGUUACAUUAUUUUUCUCACAAUUUACGGAAUUGAGGUCUUGUUGAAGAUCACAGGCCUUGGUCCUUUGACAUAUUUCAGCUCAGGGUGGAACCUCUUUGAUUUCUCAGUAACAGUCUUUGCCUUUCUGGGAUUGAUUGCUCUGGCUUUCGACAUGGAGCCGUUCUACUUCAUUGUGGUGUUGAGACCUUUUCAGCUCCUCCGGUUGUUUAAAAUUAAACAGCGUUAUCGGAACGUUUUGGACACAAUGUUUGAACUGUUCCCACGUAUGGCCAGUCUAGGUCUGACGCUGAUUAUCUUCUAUUAUUCUUUUGCCAUCGUUGGAAUGGAGUUUUUUGCUGAUGUUGUUUAUCCGAACUGCUGCAACACUAGCACUGUUGCUGACUCGUAUCGCCAGAUAAAUGUGACCAUUGGCAACCGAACAGUGCUAGAGGAGGGAUAUUACUAUCUCAAUAACUUCAAUAACAUUCUAAGCAGCUUUGUCACUCUUUUUGAGCUAACAGUGGUGAACAACUGGUACAUCACUAUGGAAGGUGUGACAUCACAAACUACUCACUGGAGUCGCCUUUAUUUCAUGACCUUUUACAUUGUCACCAUGGUUGUCAUGACAAUAAUCGUGGCCUUCAUACUAGACGCAUUUGUCUUCAGGAUGAACUACAGUAGGAAGAACAGAGAACCGCUGGACGACCCAGAAGAUGAAAAGGGGAUUGUCUUUGAGACAGAGGUGUCCCAGACUGAAGCUCUACAGACUCUGGACUUGUAUAAACAUGCACUGGGCGUCACCAACCUAAGCUCACUGCAGGACAUGUGUGUGGCUCUGGAGCGGAGCGGGCAUUCCUCAUUGGUAUUUCUGGGUCGAAGGUCACGUACCAAGAGUGACCUCAGCAUGAAGAUGUACGAGGAAGAGAUUCAGGAAUGGUACGAGGAAUAUUCCAGAACAAACCUCCAGCCUGAUGAGACAUUCCGCAGUGAACUGGACAGCCCUGAAGCCAGUGCCACAAACAGCAUUAACUAAAACUCACACACUCCGAAUACUGCAUCAGCGUUAACUAACAUACUCACUCGUACCUCCGAGGGACCUUAGAACUGUCUUCCUCCCAGCGAUGGAAAGCACAGGUGUUCCCCAUGACCACUACAUUCUCCCUCCAUCCACAUGGAGACCCACAGAUCUCACUUAAAGCCUUAUUCCCCAAAAAACCUUAAGGUUCCGUGGCCAAUCAGGGAAGCUUGCAGACCAAUCAUGUGACAUGCACUAGGUCCGGGAACCUUCUUCUUCUUCCAUGAAAUGCACCUCAUGACAUUUGCCUUGUGGUGGGUGACCUUGAAUGAUUCAGACUCUCUCGUGGAUAUGACAAACGGAGAACGGCGAUUUGAAUGUUUCUGUGGGAGAUGAAUCAGAACUGAAUGUGAGGAUUUUUAGCACUAAGUGACUUGUGUCUCUUUCUCCACAGUCUGAGGUAUUGCUUAACCAAGAGAUAAAAGAUUAUAGUAAUAAACUAAUGCUGUUUUUAAACUAAAGCUGCUUUUUGCUGGAACCUUUGGACCUAUAGAGAGGCUUAUUUUUUCGUUAUAUAUAUCAAUAUAUACAUGCAGAGUAAACGUAUGUCAGAUGCAGUUGAAGGUCAAGUAUUUAAAAAUCUGUUUUAAUACAUCCACCAAUUUACUCGAUAUGGGCUGGUUUCCCAGGCACAUGUUAAUUUUAGACUGACAAGUAUAAGAAAACCAGCCCUGGGCCUUUCAGUUCAUUUAAACUUUUGUCUUGUCACGUAUGGAAAGUCCUUAUUUCCUUUGUUUGGAGUCAGUAUUGUUUUAAUGAAUUUUAAAGGUUAGAGUAUUUUGACAGACCAGUUCAGAUAAAAUCUAGUCAGAAUCACAAGUUUGAUUGCACAGGCAGUCUGAUCCAUUCAGCUUUGUAUGAUCCAUGCAGAUUUGUCUCCAAACUGAAAACUUUAGGUGAGAAAGGGAUACCAUUUAGCCUUGCUUAUUAUGACUUUACUCACUGUACAGCGAAACUGUUAUUUAUCUAUUUACAUUGAGUUCAACAUCUCUCCUGUUCUCUGCACUAUUUUAUAAUUUAUAAGUCAUUUUCUUGAUGCUUUUUAACAGGGUGAAUGCAUGCAAAUCCUCAUAUAUUGUUUACUCCCAUGUCUGCAGUAUCUACCCUGGAGGAAAUCAUGGAUGUGUUCAUGGGGGUCAGUGAUUUCAUUCCAGUUGCUUGUUUAAUUGCACUGUAGGAUGUACAGCCUCCAUGCUCCAAACACAAGGGAACAUGAUGCAUAUGUGACAUGAAACCACACCAGCUCCUCUAAUACUGUAGGGUUUACCUGUGUCUCAGUUCUCUGUUCUUAUUCCUUUGUAAAUGUAUAAUAACAGGUCUAGUAAAUGAUACAUUUUAA
Labeo rohita (rohu) is the source of this 5398-nucleotide messenger RNA. It is a transcript of the gene tpcn1, whose product is annotated as two pore segment channel 1. Gene Ontology annotation, biological process: transmembrane transport; monoatomic ion transport. The record is from RefSeq and is a predicted model, not a curated record. Gene Ontology annotation, cellular component: endosome membrane; lysosomal membrane. Bases 1585 to 4017 code for a protein of 810 amino acids. Gene Ontology annotation, molecular function: monoatomic ion channel activity; voltage-gated channel activity. The transcript has 26 exons. Lineage: Eukaryota; Metazoa; Chordata; Actinopteri; Cypriniformes; Cyprinidae.